AUGACAAAAGGUGCUGUGGUGAAUGCAACUGAUCAUCGGCACGUGACAUCCGAAGGUAGACGAGCCGUGUCGAAUUCGAAGUUUUUUAUCAUUAAUACCAAACUGAAUGGUGGUCAUUCGGAUGCAAAAUAUUUAAAGCUCACCAUGGAUCCCGCAGAAGAACAGGCUCAAGAGCUCGAGGUCUUGGAAUCUAUAUAUCCUGAUGAGUUGACGAAGCUCAGUGAUAAGCAAUUCGUGAUCAACGUCCUUUUAGAGACGGAGACCGAAAGGAAGCAUAGACUUGCACUACAUGUGGAAUAUCCGGACACAUACCCCGAGGUGAUUCCUCUGUUGAAGGUGAGGAUAGGGGAAAGUCUAGAGGAGGACGAAGACGACGAGUCCGAGGAUUACGAGGACGAAGAAGAGGAAGAGGAUAAUGAGGCUGAUGACGAACACGCAUCCCCAGUACACAUCCCAGAGACAGUAGAAUUUGACUCGGACGAUCUCAGCAACUUGUUAACGAAGGUUAUAGAAGAGGCCGAAGAAAAUGUGGGGAUGCCCAGCGUGUUUGCGUUGGUAUCUGUUCUCAAAGACCUGGCCGAAAGCAUGUUCAUACGAAAGUGCGAAGAGGCUCAAAAACUGCACGACGAAGAGCUUCAGCGCCGAGAGAGGGAAGAACAGAAGAAGUUCAAUGGUACGAAAGUUACUCCGCAGUCUUUUGAGGAAUGGCGGUUGAGGUUCAGGGAGGAGAUGAAGAUUGACGAAAGACUAGAGCAGAGAGCAAAAACUGCCAAUGGCGGAAAGCUGACCGGAAAGGAAAUCUUUGAAAGAGGACUUGCUGGAAAUGACGAUCUAGUAGAGGGACUGGAGAAUUUGCAAGUUUAG
Molecule: messenger RNA, 864 nt
Organism: Kuraishia capsulata CBS 1993
Lineage: Eukaryota; Fungi; Ascomycota; Pichiomycetes; Pichiales; Pichiaceae
Exons: 2
Coding region: 1-864 (287 amino acids)
Biological process (GO): cytoplasmic translation
Molecular function (GO): protein binding
Source: RefSeq, a predicted model, not a curated record